UCGUCGUCGUUGUCGUUGUCGUCGUCGUCGUCGCCAUCGUCAUCGUCGCCGUCGCCGUCGUCGUCCCGGUGUUCGAGCAGCGCCGCGGCGGUUCCCCUCUAUUGAUCGAAUUUGACCUGCGAAGUUUCCCCUAGCGCGUGUGUGCAGUAUAGUGACGGCCGGUAGUGGCUCUUUCGCGUUCGUGUUUCCGAGUCUGAUAGUGCGGUUAAAUUAAUCGCGAGCAGCCUCGGUAUGUCUUUGCCAACGGCUUGCACGCGGUUCAGUGACAAUUACGACCUGAAGGAGGAACUCGGCAAAGGUGCCUUCUCCGUGGUUCGACGAUGUGUACAAAAGAGCACCGGUCACGAGUUUGCUGCAAAAAUUAUAAACACCAAAAAACUCUCGAAUAGAGAUUUUCAAAAACUCGAGCGUGAGGCACGGAUAUGUAGAAAACUGCAACAUCCAAAUAUUGUGAGAUUACAUGACAGCAUACGAGAAGAGAAUUUCCAUUAUCUCGUCUUUGAUCUAGUCACCGGCGGAGAACUGUUCGAAGACAUCGUCGCCCGGGAAUUCUACAGCGAGGCGGACGCCUCGCACUGUAUUCAACAAAUUCUGGAAAGCGUUCACCACUGCCACCAUAACGGAGUUGUGCACCGAGAUUUGAAACCCGAAAAUUUACUUCUCGCGAGCAAGGCGAAAGGGGCGGCUGUGAAAUUAGCAGAUUUUGGGCUGGCGAUCGAGGUGCAAGGUGAAGCGCAGGCAUGGUAUGGUUUUGCUGGAACGCCCGGCUACCUCAGUCCGGAGGUACUGAAGAAGGAGCCAUACGGGAAACCAGUCGACAUAUGGGCGUGCGGUGUCAUCCUGUACAUCCUUCUGGUCGGUUACCCGCCCUUCUGGGACGAGGAUCAGCAUCGGCUUUAUGGACAAAUCAAGGCCGGAUCGUACGAUUACCCGAGUCCGGAAUGGGAUACCGUCACGCCGGAAGCCAAGAACCUUAUUAAUCAGAUGCUGACGGUGAAUCCAGGAAAAAGGAUCACUGCUAGCGAGGCAUUGAAGCAUCCAUGGAUUUGCCAACGUGAGCGUGUUGCAUCUGUGGUGCACAGACAAGAGACCGUGGACUGCUUGAAGAAAUUCAAUGCAAGGCGCAAGUUGAAGGGCGCAAUAUUGACAACCAUGCUGGCGACGCGGAACUUUUCCAGUAAGUAUGAUGCACAGGGUAAGUACCUCCGGCCCUCUUCAGCGCUCUAUACGGACCACGACAGACAGUACUUUUAUAUCUUCCGUUAAACUUUACGUCUCCAUGUUUCUGUACACGAAUACAUUCCUUUAACAACCCCCCCUCCCUCCCCCAACAAAACUACAUCUCCCUCCUUUCCCUCUAUCGUUUAUUCGUCUUGCACUUUCGCUACAUAGAGGAUCUAUUCAUCUGUCUUUUCGCUCCUUUCAAAAGGUGCUUUAUAAUGCGGUUGUAUAGUGCCAUCAUUACUAAAUGUGUUAUCUUAUUAUAUCACUGUGUAUAUCACAAUGAUAAACUGUCAAUUCUAUCCUGAUUUUUACGAGGAUUAAUAUAAAGUCUUUUUAAAUUCUGUUGUAUUGAUAUUUUUAUUCUUAUAAAAACGACUGCAAAAUGGAGCACCUGUGUAUGCACAGAGAUAAACUAGAGUCCUUUCUUGUUGAGACAACCUCUUGUAUUAGAUGAUCGAAGGAGCGAGGUUGUACAAGGAAUCAAACAGUUAUAUUAAUAUAGCACAAUGAUUAUGAACAAUCGGCCGUAUUUAUUAUCUGAAAAUCAUUUUUCACGCGACUUUCGCGGUUAAUUAAGCACUUAUUAGACAAAGAAUUGUAUUUUAUCCUCGCUCACUCGGUAUGGUUAUCAUGAUAUGAUGUACAUCCCUAUCUAUUUCGUAUACUUUAUAUAGUUGAUGCACAUGGCUCGCACAUCAUAUCCUGCAAAGACUGUGGUACGUUACCCAGAAGGAUUAGAUCUUUACAAUGGAUAUACAUGAUUUAUAUUUUACGUGGUACGUAACAUGACUAGUGUCACGCGUAUAGCGUGAUUCUCGUUAUGGAGGCAAACAAUUAUCCUAAAUUUUAAUCCUUUCAUUGCAAUACCGUAUUAUUUUAUUAAAGUUGAAAAACAAUAUGAAAAUUGUAAUUGUAUAUUGGCCACUUUUAUUGUGCGUCUACUUGACACAAUAACAGAAUAAUGAUGUAAAUUUAUGUUGUAAUAAGAUGUUUUUGAAACUG
Molecule: messenger RNA, 2226 nt
Organism: Wasmannia auropunctata (little fire ant)
Lineage: Eukaryota; Metazoa; Arthropoda; Insecta; Hymenoptera; Formicidae
Gene: CaMKII
Product: calcium/calmodulin-dependent protein kinase type II alpha chain
Exons: 10
Coding region: 232-1266 (344 amino acids)
Biological process (GO): protein phosphorylation
Cellular component (GO): cytoplasm; neuron projection
Molecular function (GO): calcium/calmodulin-dependent protein kinase activity; ATP binding; calmodulin binding
Source: RefSeq, a predicted model, not a curated record